Molecule: messenger RNA, 1237 nt
Organism: Triticum aestivum (bread wheat)
Lineage: Eukaryota; Viridiplantae; Streptophyta; Magnoliopsida; Poales; Poaceae
Product: WRKY transcription factor 28
Exons: 3
Coding region: 138-1028 (296 amino acids)
Biological process (GO): regulation of DNA-templated transcription
Molecular function (GO): DNA-binding transcription factor activity; sequence-specific DNA binding
Source: RefSeq, a predicted model, not a curated record
CUUGCUUUGCAGCUCCCCAAAGGGGCAAAGACGCAUUUUGUGCACCUCAGUUGAACGCCUGCCGGCCUUUCCCCUCGUCUCCCAUUCAACGCUCGGCCUCCAUCUCACCAGCUCCCAAACCUCGCGUGCACCACUCCAUGUCCGGAUCAGCAGCAGCAAGCGGAGGAGACCUCGGCGGCGGCCAGAUCUACGGCGACCACGUCUUCUUCCAGAGUCAAUCAGCAUGCGGCGGUGGCGACGGUGGUGGUGUCAUCCCGUCGACCUACUCCAGCAUCACCGACUACCUGCACGGGCUCCUCGACCCCGCGGAGCUCGCCAAGCACCUGGACGUACCUCCGUGCUACCCGACGAUGAGAGACGCGAUCGGCGCGGUAGCGACUCCGGUCACGCCCAACUCGUCGACGUCCGGCGAGGCGGCGGGGGCCGAGUCCCACGGGUGCAAGAGAGGCAGUCCAUCGCCGGAGGAGGGAGACGAGGAUAGAUCGGCCGAUCAUGGCAGCUGCAGGAGCGAGAAGAAGAAGACGAAGGAGGGGAAGAGGGAGAAGAAGCCGCGUGGCUCCCGUGUGGCAUUCGCAACCAAGAGUGAGGUCGACCACCUCGACGACGGCUACCGCUGGCGCAAGUACGGCCAGAAGGCAGUCAAGAACAGCUCCUUCCCAAGGAGCUACUACCGGUGCACGGCGGCGCAGUGCGGGGUGAAGAAGCUGGUGGAGCGGUCACAGCAGGACCCGUCCACGGUCGUCACCACCUACGAGGGUCGCCACGCGCAUCCGAGCCCCGUCGCCGCCCACUGUGGCUCGCGCAUGCUGAUGGGCACUGGUGUCGACACCGUCUACUCGCUCGACGUGCUCCAGCAUCAACAUCGUGGCUUUUUCCCGGCCGGUACCGACGUCUAUGGGCGCAUGUGCGCACCGCCCAGUACCGCCGCCUCGGUGGUGGCACACCGGUCGUCGGAGUACGGUGGCAUGCAGGCGCAGGCCGGUCUUCUUCCCGAUGCCGUGAUGAGCUAUGAGCAUGUGCAUCCUUAACUCGGUCACUCUGUUUAUGUACAUAGUAUGUCUGUAGCUUCGGUUUGGCCUUAAUUAGCGAGGCAUGCAUGGAGCUAGCCAAUGGGCACAUACGUUCUUUUUUGUUGUUCAAACUGACAGAUAUACCAAUCUUUGUUGUUCUGAAUUUGUUUUGGAUGUUGGAAACAAAUUAUUUAUUGUUUUCCUUCAAAUUCUUUAUAGCUAUCUUU